UACCCCUAUCUAUUUUCACACACAACACACAGUAGAGAGAGACAAAAAUAAAAAUUAGAUUAUCACAAUCUCAUCUCUUCUCUCUGUGGCGUUAUUAAAUUUUCCUUUGUAAAUAUGGGUUUUUCGUAGCCAUCUCAUUUCAUAUUUUUCUCUGCUUCUGUUUCUCCCUACAGAGAAGUUUUUUUCUUUUUUUUUGGUGGUUAAAUUUUCGGUUUUGAGGUUAUGAAGAAAGGGAAAGCACCGGCGGCGGCAGCGGCAGCGUUAGUGAACGUCGGAGUAGCUAAUGGAUCUGGUGGAUCUAAUGAGGUCAGAUUCAGAGGAGUGAGAAAACGUACAUGGGGAAGAUUUGCGGCCGAGAUCAGAGACCCACAGAAGAAGGUUCGUCUCUGGUUGGGCACCUUCAAUUCUGCUGAGGAAGCCGCCCGGGCCUAUGAUGCUGCUGCCCGCUCCCUCCGUGGGCCUAAGGCUAAGACGAACUUCCCCUUGCCCCAAGAUGCUAACGCCUUUCCUGAUUUCAACCCUACUAACCCUAUGCAACGACCGAUCAACAAUAACCCUAAUGAUUCAUUCAUGGAUCCCCGGUUUUACUCUGAGGACCACCUAAUCAUUGCUCAGCAGAGGCCCACCUCCAGCGGCAUGAGCAGCACUGUUGAGUCAUUCAGCGGACCCAGGCAGCCUCCACCGCCGCCACGGGCUUUCAUCCUGCAGAAGAGUCACCCCAGGACGCUGUUUGAUCCGGAAGAGUGUCAUAGCGACUGCGACUCCUCCUCCUCCGUGGUUGAUGAUGCUGUAUGCGACAUUGCUUCAUCUUCGUGUAAAAAGCCCCUGCCUUUCGAUCUCAAUGAGAUGCCGCCUGUGGAAGACCCUGAUGUGGACGAGCUUGCAUGCACAGCCCUUCGGCUCUGAGGUGUCUUCAGUGAUGCUUGCAUCAUUGGAAGAAACCCAUUUGGUUAAAUAACUUAAAUUUUCUUUUAUGUUCCUUUAACCUUUUGUGGUUGAAAAAAAAAAAAAAAAGGAGGGAUGAAUGCUCAUAGACAGGGUAAACUAAGGUGUUAGAAAAAUUAAAGGGACCUCUUAUGGUCUGUCUGCUAUGAGUGGCUGUCGUUUGAAGAGAAUUUACUUCUUUUUAAAUUAAAAACUUUAAUGUUAUGGAUAACUGAUGGAUAUUUUAGUGUAUUUCUGUGAUAUCUAUCUUUUAUCCGGUGAUUUUCUUUGGAAUGCUUAUGAAGUUUGUUGUUGUUGAAGU
This is a messenger RNA of Olea europaea var. sylvestris, 1246 nucleotides long. Its product is annotated as ethylene-responsive transcription factor 3-like. Bases 223 to 906 code for a protein of 227 amino acids. Lineage: Eukaryota; Viridiplantae; Streptophyta; Magnoliopsida; Lamiales; Oleaceae. The transcript has a single exon. Gene Ontology annotation, biological process: regulation of DNA-templated transcription. The record is from RefSeq and is a predicted model, not a curated record. Gene Ontology annotation, molecular function: DNA-binding transcription factor activity; DNA binding.